UCCGUUCUCNCUGAAGAAGAGUGCCUCAACUGCAGCAUCACUCCGGUGGCGGUGGAGAAAAUCGAAGUGAAAGAAGGGGACAAGUUGUGUGCCUUCAGAGACGACGACGACUGCAAGUUCUUCUUCACCUACAGGAUCGAUUCGGACGGUUACGUCAAAAUCCACGUGCAGAGAACUAAAGAUUGUCCGGAACCUGUCAACAUCCUGGCCAUCGUUCUGGGAGUGAUCGGAGGAAUCGUGGCCGUGGGUCUGGCCCUGCUGCUGAUCUGGAAGUUGCUGACCACCAUCCACGACAGGAGGGAGUUCGCCAAGUUCGAGAAGGAGAGGCAAAUGGCCAAGUGGGACACGGGAGAGAAUCCGAUCUACAAACAGGCCACCUCCACCUUCAAGAAUCCCACUUACGGAGGCAAGCAGUGAGCCCCAACCGUCAGGCGUCUAGUUUAGAACCACUCUAACCCUUUUCUUUUGGCUAAUUUGCGUCUGUUCUAACCGGGUUUCGGUCGGUCCCCGUCUAAAGAUCUGAUAAUCCUCGUUUUUAACCUUUUCGUUUUAAUUUAUGUCACGCGUGGGUCGACGGGUCGACCGGAGGGCCCGGUCGGCCUCCUUUUCCUACUUUUUAAUCGCGGUUCGUCUUCCGUUUCCGGCUCCGGGGGCGGGCCGCUUCCGUCCGCCGCGGCCCCCUCCGUCUUCCUCGGUCGUCGUGUGGGGCGACGGCUCCCCGACGGCCUCGGCGCCCGGCAAGCGGGGAGCGGGAGAAAUUUCCCGUCCGCCGCCGCCUCUGGCGCGACGCGUGGCGGACGGCGCGUCGCCUUUUGUACAGGAAGAACGGCGGUCCCAAGGGCCGACUUUUGUAGAACCGGAAAUCGUCUUCCGCUUUUGUUAUUGUCCGAAGCCAAAUCGUUUGUUUAAUAAAAUUAUUUAAUACCGAA
This is a messenger RNA of Centruroides sculpturatus (bark scorpion), 929 nucleotides long. RefSeq names its product integrin beta-PS-like. NCBI's taxonomy places the organism in Eukaryota, Metazoa, Arthropoda, Arachnida, Scorpiones, Buthidae. The annotation marks the transcript as partial. Gene Ontology annotation, cellular component: focal adhesion; cell surface; integrin complex. The record is from RefSeq and is a predicted model, not a curated record. Gene Ontology annotation, biological process: integrin-mediated signaling pathway; cell-matrix adhesion; cell adhesion mediated by integrin. The transcript is spliced from 4 exons. Gene Ontology annotation, molecular function: integrin binding.